This is a messenger RNA of Gossypium raimondii (Peruvian cotton), 1677 nucleotides long. Its product is annotated as receptor-like protein EIX1. The transcript is spliced from 3 exons. The coding region runs from base 1 to 1677 and encodes 558 amino acids. Gene Ontology annotation, molecular function: protein binding. The record is from RefSeq and is a predicted model, not a curated record. NCBI's taxonomy places the organism in Eukaryota, Viridiplantae, Streptophyta, Magnoliopsida, Malvales, Malvaceae.
AUGGUGGCGGAGGAGGAAAACAAAAAGGCUUUAAGAGAUGUGGGGUUGAUUGAUGGUGGUGCUAGAUACCGAGAAAGUGAGGGAAAAUUGAAAGGGCGGUUAGCAAAAGAAAGAAAGAAAAAAGAUGGAAGUGUAGAAGAGAAAUGCACCGAUGCUAGCCAGUGCAACGAGAGUGUGAGAAGAGCGCUACUUGAAUUUAAGUACAGCCUUCAAGCUAUGUAUUCUACAGGCUACGACGCCCUUUCUUCAUGGAUAAGUGAGGAGGAGUGCUGUCUUUGGGAUGGCGUUUAUUGCAACAGCUUUACAGGAUACGUUGAAAUGCUCGAUUUUAGCGACCAAUCUCUGGUUGUAGCAGGUACAGUUAGCCCUUCACUGCUUAAACUACAUCAUUUGACUUCUUUAAAUUUCAGUAGUAAUGAUUUUAAUGGAAGUCUCAUCCCAGAGUUUUUUGGUUCUCUGGAAAAAUUGAAAUUACUGGAUCUCUCUAAUGCUAAUUUUAGAGGUCCAAUUCCUUCUCAACUUGGAAAUCUUUCAAUGUUGGAGACUCUCAGUUUGGGUGGCAACGGUAGAGCUUUAAAUGUUGGAAAACUUGAGUGGCUUUCCCAUCUUUCACGUUUGAAAGAGGUUGAUCUCAGUUUCACUAACCUGAGCAAUGCCAAUGAUUGGUCUCAAGUCAUUACCCACCUUCCUUUGCUCCAAAAACUAAGUCUAAGACAUUGUGAUCUUCCAAGCAUAUCUUCUUCAUCACUUUCCCUUGCCAACUCUUCUACAUCUCUCACCUAUCUCGAUCUCUCUGAUAAUAAUCUCCCUUCUUCUGCCAUAUAUCCAUGGUUGUUUAACGUUAGCAGCAACCUUGUUUCACUUGACCUCUCAAGUAACCAGUUGAAAGGUCCAAUUCCAGAAGCUUUUGGGAACAUGAAGGCUAUUCAAGAACUUUAUCUGAGUGAUAAUCUUUUGGUUCUAGCUGAGAAUCAAGUUAGGGGCGAUUCUGGGUUGAAUGAAAUCGGAAAACUACCAGAUUUUAGCGUUCUAGAUCUUGGGUACAACCUUUUAAAUGGAUCCAUAAGCAAAAGCUUUGGACAACUUUCCAACCUGCAUGUCUUGCGGCUUGCAGGGAAUUCUUUUGAUGGUGAUGUGAUUUCCGAAGCUCAUUUCUCAAAUUUCACCAAUUUACAGGUCUUGGAUUUAUCCUACACUUCUUUGACUUUAAAAUUCAACACAGGAUGGAUUCCUCCUUUUCAAUUGAGUCAAAUAAAGCUUUGCUCUUGCAAGUUAGGGCCUCGUUUCCCAGAUUGGCUACGGACUCAAAUGGACGUCCGUCCGGGUUUGGAAUACCUUGAUAUUUCUGCUUCAGGAAUUUCGGAUUCUCUUCCCUACUGGUUUCGGGACUCAUUAUACGGAUUAGAUUUCAUAAACAUGUCUUUCAAUCAAAUCAGUGGUACUUUUCUAAAUAAAUCUAUCCCCGUAAGAUAUCUAGAUCUAAGCUCUAAUAAUUUCUCAGGACCAUUGCCAAGUUUUUCCUCACUCUUCCUGGAGAGCAUUAACCUUUCGAGAAAUAAGUUUACUGGUUCAGUAUCUCGAAUUUGCAAUAUUACAGCCGAACUUUUGGAAUUGCUUGAUCUCUCAAAUAAUCUAUUUUCUGGACUGGCUCACUUCCAAGCUCCUUGGGAUUUCUGA